Molecule: messenger RNA, 5099 nt
Organism: Melozone crissalis (California towhee)
Lineage: Eukaryota; Metazoa; Chordata; Aves; Passeriformes; Passerellidae
Gene: DNAAF8
Product: dynein axonemal assembly factor 8
Exons: 32
Coding region: 113-4987 (1624 amino acids)
Cellular component (GO): dynein axonemal particle
Molecular function (GO): dynein complex binding
Source: RefSeq, a predicted model, not a curated record
CCCGCAGCGCUGUCCCCGGCCCUGCGCUCGUCCCGGUGCCGCCGGUUCGCUGUGCCCGCCGUCCGGCCCAGCCCGGCGCUCAGCGGGGCGGUGGGCGCCGGAAGCUGUCCCAAUGGCCUCAGAAGCACCAAGUGAGGAUGCAGAAUGUGCAGCUGAGCCUCCUGCAGCUCCUGUGCAGGGGAACAGGACAUUCCAGUGGGGAUCCAUCCUUGCUGCAGUGAAGGACCAGCUCCCAUCCCUGGACUCUGACUCCUCGACAUCUGAUUGUGAGAGUGAUGAGGAGCUUUUCAUCUUCCAGAGGGACCUGCCCAACUUAAUUCCAGACCUGUCAGAGGAACUGAUGAUGUUUGCCCUGGAAGACUCCCAGGAGCAGGAGACAGAAAGACUUCCAUGGGAGAUCUGGAACGAAGACCUGGAAAGUUUUGACUUUCAGGAAAAAACAGAUGGUGCCCAAAUCAUUGCAAAAGAAGAUGUACAAAUGAUUAAAGAUGAGGCUGCUGAACCUGCCAGCCAGACUGAAGAAAUGCCAAACCAGAAGAGAGCUGUUCUUGAAGAGUUUCCCUCAGAUUCCACAGAUCACCUUGAGGAGAAAGAAAUGGGCAGGACUCAGGCUAGGGAAAGAGCAAACUCCUGGCCUAUCACAGCAGUGCCUGUGCAAGAGCUGUACACUAAAGAGGAGAGAAAAAAGCUGAUAGAGACAAAGAUACUGUCCAAGAUCCUUGUGGAGCCAUCCCCAAAGCAGGAUGUCAAACCUCCCUCCCAUGGCAUCAACAACAGCCUGGGAAGAUUUGCAAAGGCAGAAACCUUCUCAGAUGAGCAUCUUGGAGAAGUGAUCCAUUUGUCAUUGCAGGCUAUUGAGAAAUGGAAUGUAGACAAGAAUCUUGAGGAGCUGGAGCAGCAGGGAGAUAAAACUCGUGCACAAGUUGCUUUCUUCCCAGCAGAUUAUGAGUCCUUCAGGAGGAAGUGUGAAGAGGAGCUCAUGGAAAGGCUGGGAGAGCUGUGUGCCAGGCAGACCAGGGCAGUGUCCCCUGCCUGUGAGAGGCCAUCAGCCAAGCUCUGCUCCUUCCAGGGACAGCAGGACAAUAAGGAUGUUGCCUUGCUCUCAUCCCCACCAAGUUCUCUGAGGAUGGGCAGGAUGAGUUUCCAGGACCUGCCAAAACGUGCAACUGUGUACAUAGAUUUGAGAGAUGCUGAGCCACCAAAGCCAGUGACAGUCCCUGAAGAGGAGCAAAGCUCCUCCUCCUCCUCCUCUGAAGAAGAAGAGACUGUGACAAUUCAGGGUGAAGCAGAAAGGAGAAUGAGGAAUUGCUCAGGGAAGAGCCUGUUACUGCAACAACUCCGAGCAGCCCGGAAGGAGGCCUUGGAGCUUCUUCACAAAACAUCUCUUCCAGCUGAGAAACUGCAGCCAGAAAGGCUGGAAGACACAGCUUCCUCUAAUAAAAGUCAAAACCAAUCUUGUAAAGUGAGGCAAGAGACAAAUGAGGUGGUUCCCAGGAAACUGAUGAGAUUGGAACCAGGCAAGGAAAGUCUCCCCUUUUCAAGCUGUGGGGGUGACAGAGCUGACACAGAGAAAGAGAACAAAAUGGAAGCUGAGAAGAUUCCAAAUGCAGGAAAUGCUCCAGAGUGUCCUCUAAUUACAGCAGAAUUGCCAAGGAGAGAAGGAAGUGACAGAGAGCUAUCCCAAAAGGAAGAGGAGAUGAAGGAGAGGCAGAGGAGAUGCAGAUUGCAGGAGCAGCUGGAGCAGUGGCAGCCUCAGCGCUCGGUGUGGGGGAAGCAGCCCAUGGCAGAGAACACCCCGCUGCUGUUCCACAGGGAAGCCUCUUUUUUGCCAGCUAUUGCCACGUUGCCUGGAUCCUGCAGUGUGAGAAAGGAGCUGCUGCUGCUGACCAUUUGGCUGGCAAGCUGUGGCCAGGUGGCCACGGAUCAGUGUGAGGGGCAGGUGCCUGACAAGGUGCAGGGAGCUGCCAACAUCUACCAGGCCCUGGUGACGUGGCUGCUGUCCCUGGUGCCCCCUGUGAAGAGGAAGGAUGGUCCCAAAGCUCCAUUUGAGGUGGUGGGGCUGCAGCAGGCCUGGACAGAGGAAGGCUUGGCCCUGUAUGCCUGCCUGGUGGCACCAGAGGAACCUCCAGCCCAGAGGCAUGAGGCAGCAACUGCAGAACAUCUCCAGGGAACACCCAGCUUUUACCAGAAGAUUUCUGCUUUUCUCACCUCUACAUGGCUUCCAGAUGUUAUCUGGUGGAGAGAUGAACUGGCCAGUCAUUUCCAAAAGCAGCUGUGCCCGCUUGUUCCUGCAGUUCCCUCUGUCCUGCUCAGUAACAUCACUGCUGUUAAUCCUGACCCUCAGGCAGUGGAGAAGGCGUUUGCAGUGCCAAAGGGAUUUUACUGGCAGACAGUUGAGAGUGAUGACAAACACUUCCCUGACAGCAGUGCCAUGGAGGCUUGCAGGGACACAGACAUCGAGGUUGCCAUGGUGCUGCUGUUUGAGGCUCUCUUCCAAAACCCCCUGGAGACCCAUCACACUCUGAGGCUGCUGCUGCGCUCUGGGCUGGAUGUCUGCGGCCUCCGCCUGCUCUACCCCGGCCAGGAGCUGCUGCUGUCCAGCUCAGGAAAGCUGCCUUCCUCCUACACUUCAGAGCCUGGUGAGGUGCCCCCAGUGCUGGCAUUAGGUGUGAGAGGCCCCAGAGCCCACGGAAUCCUGCAGGACAUCACCCGAGGCUGUGGCAGGGCAGAGCCUGUCGUGUCCCUGCCCCUGGCCAGCCGUGUGCACCGGGAGCUGUGCCUGUGGUUCGGAGGGAGAGCUGCUGGAGUCCUGCCCCCGCCUUUCAGCUCUCAGAGACCUUCCCCAGCUGGGGCAGGAGCAGAUGAAGAAAGAGUUGACCUCCAGGGCUUGAUGCUGCCUCGACCUCCAGCCAUGCUUGUCUCAACUACCAAAGGGGACAUCAUUCUGCUGGUGUCACCUGUGGUGCCUCCGUGUGCCUUUGGGGCUGUGCUUUCCGCCUGUGCCCGCCGGGGCUUUGUGCUGCAAGGACUGCGGCAGCUGCAGCUCUCAGCACAGCAGGGCCUCAUUGCUGUCUUUUGCCCUGGCAAGAGCUCAGGCUCACCUGCUGGUGCUGCAGGAGGAGAGGUCCCUGGUGAGCCCCGCAGGCACUGCCUGGUGCUGCUGCUGAGGAGGGAGAAUGCCACACAUCACAUCCCUGCCCUGCUGACAGGGCUGAUGGAGGAGCUGGCAGAGGCAGGCCCUGGCAUUGGGCACAGCCUCCCCCCUGCAGCUGCUGAACAGGAGCCGUCGCUGUGCUUCCAUGGGGCUCCGUAUGCCGCGGCCACGCUGCUCAGCCUGGGAGGAAACCUCAGCGUGGUGCCAGAGCCCCAUCCCAUCCCUCUGGAUUUCCUGAGCCACCGAGCUUUCGCUGCUGAGCCCGGCAUGGAGCAGGUGGUGAUGCUGACACUGGUGGGGAUGAAGGCUCUGAAGAGUGCUGGGGAGCUCCUCCAGCAGAUCCUGCUGCCCCCCAUCAGGGAUCAGCCUCAGAGUGCAGGUAACCCAGCUCUGGAGACCUUGGGACUCGAGUUGCUGGGCCUGAAGUGGCUGCCCCACCUGACUGGGUGCCAGGCCAGGGAGGUGACCCCUUUUGAGGCUGGGGACACUCACUGGCAGAGCAGCCUGGGCACGCUGACGUCCAGCCCUGUCCUGGUGUGCGCGCUCCGCGGCAUCGACGCCUUCCUGGCCCUGGGAGCUGCCCUGCAGGGAUGGACACAGAGCGGGGACAGGCUCUGCACAGGGGACAGCCUCCCACAGGCACUCAUGGCCCUGACACCAGAGGUGACCUUCAGACAAGCCAUCCUCUUCUUCACAGAGGCAGAUUUGGUCACUGAUGCAGAGCACCGCCCUGCUGGGAAAUUCCUGCCACCACCUGGCAGGAGCUCCAGGACUGAAGGGAAGACCACAGUGGGUGAGAGCUGGAGGUGCCGAGCAGAAUCCCUGUUCUCCUUCCUGCAAGCAGGGGCACAGCUUCUGUGCACGGUGCUGCUGAUCAAACCCGGGGUGUGGAGCCAGGGGCUGCCCAGGAUCCUGUGGGAUCUGCACCUGGAGAAAUUCUGCGUGGUCGGGAUGAAGCACCUGGAGCUGGGAGUGGCUGCUGCUGCCUCUCUGCUGCCCUGGGAGCUGCAGCAGGACUCAGCUGCUGUAGAAGCUCACUGUGCCUACCUGACCUCGGGCACUGCCCUGGUGCUGUGCCUGCAGAGGCCCAAUGCUGUGAAGAAGCUGCUGGAUCUCCUGGGACCAGAGGAUCCUCAGCUGGCCCAGGCACUGGAUCCACUCCUCUGGAGGGCUCAGUAUGGCACCAGCACAGUCCAGAAUGGAUUUUAUGGCUCCAGAUCCUAUGCAAUGGCAGUGCAGGAUGUGAAGCUGUUUUUCCCAGAAGGGCUGUGCUGUGCCCAGGCUCAGCCAGUGCAGGAGCAGGAGAUCCAUAACCUGAAACACGACCCCAUCCUCAGCCUGGGAAUCAGGAAACAGCACAAGAUCCUCACCCAUGAGCCAGGAAAACACCCCAGUGUCCUGGGCUCUGAGCAGCCAGGCAGUCCUGGUGAGGCCGUGCUGGAGCAGCUGUGGCCCAGCACGUGCCUGGUGCUGCCCGGGCUGAUCCUGCGGGGCCCGGAGCCGCCCCCGUACGUGGCGCUGCUGGAGGAGCUCCUGGGCAGAGGCUUCCUGCUGACCGCAGCUCGGCUGGCUGUGCUGGACUCAGCCCAGGCUCUCUGCAUCUCCCAGAUGCUCAGCAGGGCCAAGGGCAGCGUUGCAGCAAAGUGCUCCCUGCUGAAGGAUGGGCUGUGCCUGGUGCUGGCAGCACAGUGGGACAGCAACCAGUCAGCCCUGGACACUGCAGAGCAUCUCCUGUAUCCCCAGAAUGAGAAUCAGGCCCAGGAGCUGCUCUGCUGCUUUUUUGACCCCCUGACAUCAGAGAGCAUCCACCGAAUUGAGGCCCAGCACUGCUAGCAGAGAGGGGCAAGGCAGCCUUGGAUGCCACUGUGGACAUGGUUACACGGACUCCAGCAGCCCUUAGAGCACUGUUUAUUUGGAAUUAAACACAUCUGAGGUGUUAGCAUGG